Molecule: messenger RNA, 6543 nt
Organism: Bufo gargarizans (Asiatic toad)
Lineage: Eukaryota; Metazoa; Chordata; Amphibia; Anura; Bufonidae
Product: potassium channel subfamily T member 2-like
Exons: 29
Coding region: 1-3468 (1155 amino acids)
Biological process (GO): potassium ion transport
Cellular component (GO): membrane
Molecular function (GO): intracellular sodium-activated potassium channel activity
Source: RefSeq, a predicted model, not a curated record
AUGGAGAUGGAAAAAGAUGUCCAGCCCUUACCACCGCGGUACAGGUUUCGAGACCUGCUAAUGGGGGACUGGCAGCAGGAUGACAGGGUCCAAGUAGAAUUUUAUGUGAAUGAGAACUCCUUCAAGGAACGUCUGAAACUGUUCUUUAUUAAAAAUCAGAGAUCAAGUUUGAGGGUCAGAUUGUUUAACUUCUUUCUAAAGUUGCUGAGUUGCCUUCUGUACAUUAUACGAGUAUUAUUGGAUGAUCCAAGAGAAGGCAAAGUCAACUGCUUGGACUGCCCCAAACAGAACUACUCUUCUCAGCAUAAAUUCGAUUGGACUCCUAUUAUUUGGGUAAACAGGCCCGUCCCUUUGUGGGGUCUUCAGGUUCUAGUUGCGUUAAUAAGCUUUAUGGAAACAAUGCUCCUUACCUACCUGGGAUAUAAGGGCAACAUCUGGGAGCAGCUGCUCAGAUUCCCCUUCAUUCUUGAGAUGUUCAAUACUCUGCCGUUCUUUGUCACUGUUCUCUGGCCGACCUUGAGAAGCCUUUACAUCCCCGUCUUUCUCAACUGCUGGCUGGCAAAGCACGCUCUGGAGAACAUGAUUAAUGAUUUGCAUCGUGCAAUCCAGAGGACUCACUCCGCCAUGUUCAAUCAAGUAUUCAUCCUGAUUUGCACUCUGGUCUGCCUUAUGUUCACCUGCAUUUGUGGCAUUCAACAUCUGGAGAGAGCUGGCAAUAACCUUACCCUUUUUGACUCGUUAUACUUCUGCAUAGUCACGUUCUCCACCGUGGGCUUCGGCGACGUGACUCCCAAGAUCUGGCCAUCUCAGCUUCUGGUGGUCAUCAUGAUCUGCGUUGCCUUGAUAGUACUACCUAUACAGUUUGAGCAGCUUGUGUUCCUCUGGAUGGAGAGACAGAAGUCCGGAGGCAAUUACAGCCGAUACCGUGCACAGACGGAGAAACAUGUGGUGCUGUGUGUCAGCUCCCUAAAAAUAGAUCUUCUCAUGGAUUUCCUGAAUGAAUUCUACGCACAUCCCCGACUACAGGAUCAUUAUGUCGUUCUCCUGUGUCCUACUGAAAUGGAUCUUCCGGUAAGAAGAGUCUUACAGAUCCCCCUGUGGUCCCAACGAGUCAUCUAUCUGCAGGGCUCGGCGCUGAAGGAUCAAGAUCUCAUGAGAGCCAAAAUUGAUGACGCAGAAGCCUGCUUCAUUCUCAGCAAUCGCUUUGAAACCGACCGCAUCGCAGCUGAUCACCAGACCAUUCUCCGAGCCUGGGCCGUAAAAGAUUUUGCUCCUAAUUGUCCUCUUUAUGUCCAGAUACUGAAGCCAGAAAACAAGUUUCAUAUCAAAUUUGCAGAUCAUGUGGUCUGUGAAGAAGAAUUUAAGUAUGCCAUGUUGGCGCUCAACUGUGUUUGCCCAGCAACCUCCACCCUCAUCACAUUACUGAUACACACCUCUAGGGGGCAAGAUAAUCCCACGUCGCCUGAUCAGUGGCAGAGGAACUACAGCCGAUGCUCUGCCAACGAAAUCUACCACAUACGCCUGAGCGAGAGCAAAUUCUUUGGAGAAUAUGAGGGGAAGAGCUUCACAUACUCCUCCUUCCACGCUCAUAAAAAGUAUGGUGUUUCCUUGAUUGGAGUCUGCCGAGAAGAUAAGACCAAUAUUCUUCUGAAUCCUGGGCCCAGCCAUACAAUGUCUUCAUCCGACACUUGUUUCUACAUCAACAUAUCUAAGGAGGAAAACUCAGCCUUCAGCUUAAAGGAGCAUGAAAACCUGCAGAGAUCUGGGGAGGCCAAAUCUGCCUACCAUGGUCUGAAUAGACUCCCUGUGCACAGUAUAAUAGCCAGCAUGGGUACAGUCGCCAUUGAUCUCCAGGGGUCAAGAAGCCCAGAGAAUACAGACAGUAAUAUGCUGAGCCCACCCGCCAACCCCGCCCAGAAAAGAAAGCACAGCAUCGAUCCUGUACCCGACCUCAUUGAUGGGGAAACAAACACUACCUUUGACCUCCUGAGUGACCAGUCCGAGGAUGAGACCAGUCAGUCAGAUGAUGAACUGGGCUCAUUUAAUGACUGGGUGAAGGGAUAUCCUGCCAACACUCCGUACAUUGGUAGCUCACCCACUCUCUGCCAUCUCCUCCACCAGAAGAAUCCAUAUUGCUGCUUGCGCCUUGAUAAGAGCUGCCACCAUUUCCCAUAUGAGGAUGCGAGGGCUUACGGCUUCAGGAACGCCCUGGUGAUUGUGUCCGCUGAACGAGCAGGCAAUGGGCUGUAUAACUUCAUAGUCCCGCUGAGGGCGUAUUACAGAGCCAAGAAGGAACUGAGCCCCAUCAUCCUUCUCCUGGAGAACCCACCUGAUACGCAGUUCCUUGAAGCUAUCUGCUGGUUCCCACUUGUCUAUUACAUGGUGGGGUCCAUUGACAAUCUUGACGACCUGCUGCGUUGCGGUGUGAGUUACGCCACUCACAUGGUGGUUGUGGGCGAGGAAAGCUCGAUGGUUGCAGAGGAAGAUUAUAUGGCUGAUGCCCGGACCAUAGUCAAUGUACAAACACUUUUUAGAUUGUUCCCUGGGCUGAACAUUAUCACAGAAUUAACACAUCCAGCAAACAUGAGAUUCAUGCAGUUCAAAGCUAAGGACAAGUACUCAGUGGUGCUGUCUAAGCUGGAGAAGAGGGAACGUGAACGGGGCUCUAACCUGGUCUUCAUGUUCAGACUGCCCUUUGCUGCUGGGAAGGUCUUCAGCGUCAGCAUGCUAGAUACUCUUCUAUAUCAGUCCUUUGUGAAGGAUUACAUGAUCUCCAUCACACGUCUGUUACUUGGUCUGGACUCUAUGCCCGGCUCCGGUUUCUUGUGUGCGCUCCGAGUCACAGAAGAAGACCUUUGGAUUCGUUGCUAUGGGCGUCUCUAUCAGAAGUUGUGUUCUACUACUGGCGAAAUACCUAUUGGAAUCUUCCGCACCGAGACGCACGUGUUGCCGGCCUCUGAGUCACAGGUCUCCAUCAGUGUGGAAGACUAUGAGGACACCAGAGAGAGCCGCUGGGGAGACACCAUCCAAAGUCGUGGUCCACAUCGCAACUCUACAUCCAGCGACCAGUCUGAGCAUCCAUUACUGCGCAGGAAGAGUAUGCAGUGGGCUCGGAGGCUGUCUCGUAAAGGAGCAAGGCAGCCUGGGAAAUCGGCGUCCGAGAGGAUUAGCCAGCAGAGGAUGAGUCUGUACAGACGCUCAGAACGGCAGGAACUCAAUGCUUUGGUGAAGACCAGAAUGAAACAUCUGGGGCUCUCCACUGCGGAGUACAUGGACAUUAUGGACACAGAUAACUCCUUGUCAUAUAUCCUUAUAAAUCCCCCUCCAGACACCAAUCUGGAAAUCAACGAUGUGGUUUACCUCAUACGUCCAGAUCCACUUACUCUUUCUCCUGAUAAUGCCCGGAAAGCCAGCAUGACACGAUCUGAAGGUACAAUAUUCGAGCCAAAGGACAGCACUCAUCUAUGAAACCUCACCAUCUUGGCUGCUGAGGAGACCUCAAGUGGGAGAUCAGAAGAUAAAAUGUAUGAGAAACACCUCAAGGGAGCUGAAGACUUCAUGUCCACCUUGAGUACAUCACCACAUCCCACCAAAUCAUGGGAAUUAGUGCUCAAGACUUUACCUAAUCCUGUGGCUUGCUUCAGCUCCUUCUGACCAUUCGUUUACUUUUCUGGUACCAAGGAUAAUCUGAAGAAGGCAAAUAUUACGAAGUGAUUUGGAGUGAAGAAGAAAAGUUGGAAAGUCCUAUAUUUUGAUCAUGUAGACAAGACAAGCAAUGUAUUCAAUAUGCUCAGGUGUAAUGGGAUUCUGGGGUUUUAACUUUUAAACAGGUGUUAUUGUAAGUUUGCUCAGGAGCUCAACUUUUUCCCUCAUAGUCAUAUGGAUAUGCUCUUAGAGGUUAUCACCAUUUACUAGAAAAUUCUUUCUUUUCUUGCCCGAGAACAAGUACCCACUUUUUUUAAUAUAGUUUCUGCCCUUCCCUCUCCUGUAUUUUUUUUGUUUUAUAUUGUGCGACUCAAUUCCUGGGCAAUAUUUUCAUCCUUCCUGUUUUUUGAGUGGGAGGAGCUUAAAAGAAGACUGGACAGCUCAGAGAGGCAGUGUAUAGAAGGUAGGGCAUCCUUUGGUGGUCAUACAUGGAGGACCUGUCACAAUCCCUGUUCUGAUGGAUUCAUUUCCUAGGGAUAAUGACACUUUGGGCAAAGUUGUCCUGUAAGUAUAGUAUCUGAAGAAGAUGCAUAAAGGGAUAGUAAAACAUGACUGCUUUCUGCCAGAUAUAGCGCUGCACCUGGUUGUGUCUGGUACUGUCUGUCAGCUCCAUUGUUAAAGAUCUGUUUUUUAAUACAGUACCAACAAGUGAUUGGGCUGUUAAUCGUAAACUACUAUUAGCAGACCAAAAAUUUAUGGAAAUGUCCACUUUAGGUGGAGAAGCCAAUGACUGAAAACCCUGACCCUAAAUAUGACGUGGUCUAUGGGAUACUGCAAGGGCAUUUAGCUUGAAACAAGCCAUUCUGCGGCCUAUUGGCCUAGAUAGAAGUACCGUACAUGAAUUGUGUAGAUCAUUUUGUCUGUGGAAAGGUCUGUCAUAUUAUACACAGAGAGAUAUAAAAAGAUAUAUUUUUGCAUUACUGCUGCAAUAAAAAUAGUCUUCUAUUUCAAUGGGGUGUAUGGGAUAGUGGAGGAAGGAAGGAGUAAUGGGUUCAGGUGUUGGACCUUGAGUUCCUUGGGCUCACCAGAGGGGAUGAUUCUGAGGGCCACUCACCAUCUUUACAGAUAGUGGAAAGAAAGGAGUAACAAGUUCAGGUGUUGGACCUUGAGUUCCUUGGGCCCACCAGAAGGGAUCAUUCUGAGGGCCACCCACCAUCUAUACAGAACAUGUGCAUUGUAAAAUUGUAGUUUAUUUGUGAAUCAGACCCUAGUUGCAAGUGACCGGCCCCACAGUCACCGCCAAAUGGAUUUGUCUUCUUCUAGGGCCAUUAUUGUGUCUGAUCCUUGUCUCACUAAUGGAUCUUUUGCUACUCUAAUGGGCCAGUCCAGUGUUGGGUGUACGUAUUGAUCUCAUGUACGUAUACGCAUUUACUCAAAUGUGUUUAUAAGUCGUUAUUGGUCACAUGAUGUUCAUCAUCCGGGCAUUCGGGGAAAAUCAAGAAGAAAAAUAAUUGCUCAUCUUUGUUCAGCUUUAGUUGUGCCAAUUGUUGAUUUGUCUCUUUGUCCCUGUCUACUGGACUGCGUCACUUGUCUUGGUGCCAUGUGGUAAGUUGAAAUGUUGCCAGUCUGUUUGUUCCUUUUGUCACCGAGGUGCCAAGUGCUGAAUCUGAAUGUCUGAAUCUAGUGGUAUUGCACAUUUUUUCCUGUACUGCCCUAGAGGAAUCAUGCCAUAUUUCCUAUAAAGAAUAAUUAGGUCUAAUUAAAAAUUUAUAUCAGAGGUUCCCAACCUUUUAUGGUCUCCACCAAGGUGUUCAAGUGGUCAGUAAACUACAGUAGUUCUUGAUCUGAGCCAAUUUUAAAGUACUGUUGAAUGGAUGGAUCCUAUGGCCUCAUAGUCCCUUGUGGACCUAUUUUGUCCUUCAUACUACUUAGCUUGAACUGUGAAAUAGGUCAGAUCUUAGGAGUAGGCCUUACUUAAUAGGGCAAGGUUGCUCUAUGAUGCUUUGUCAAAGAAAAAUAGUCUUGCCUUGAAAAUGUCCUCCUAGAGUACCAACCUGGGGUCCAGAAGUAGCCAAGAUAUUAGAAAGAGAACUUCUAAUUCAAGAAUGGUCAUGAGACCUCUCUUUAUCCAUCCGAAUGGCUGAAUGUAAGGGUCAUUAGUCCUAUGCCCUUUGGCAAGAACUUGUAGGUUCAGGUCCAGAAUCCCUAUCUAGAAUAACUGUAUUUCUAGCAAGAAAGGAAGUAUGGAAUUGGUCUAAUUAUGAUAGAAAGGGAGAGGGGCAACCAACAGAUCUUUCUAUCCUGGAUGGCAAAACGUGGCAUGUGACCAUUUUCUAGUCUAUUGAAGGGCUGAGAGGAAGGGCAUUUGCCCUGUUCCAUUUGCUGUAAAAUUCAAGAACAUUCUUUCAUUGGCUGUUAAAUUCAACGUUCAUCUUAAGACAAAAUUCCAAGUGUGACCACUUGCCACUUUUUUAUACUGAAUGGUAAAGAAGAAAGGACAUAAACUCCAGCACCUUUAACUGUUAAGUGGCAAGAACCUGUAGGUCUAUGGUCCUUCUGUUGAGCACCUAAAGUGGAAACUCAUGGGUGGGGGAACUUGGCAUUCUUUUGCCACCCAUGUGACCAUUCUUGAUUCCAUCGAAUGGCUGAAAGGCAGGGUGUUGGUUCCAUCCUCAUUGCUGUGAGAUGGUAAGAACCUGUUGGCGCCCUUUGUCCUGGGUGGCAAAACCUGGUGCCAUAAUGGAGGACCAAGUUUUUAUUAAUAGUUUUCCACAAUAAAUUUGGGGGGGAGUUGGCUUGGCCUAAGAACAUGUGUCAUUAGCUGCUGCUUGGGGAUGACUGAUCUGUACAGUCUUAGAGAUGGCUGGAAAUCUAGCAUUCACUAAAUGUAAAGGGAUG